AUUAAACGUUUAUAUUAUACCUAAGUUAGUAUUAAUUGUAUUCAAAGUGACUUACUGUUACAAAUUGUAUAAAGUGUUUGGCGUCCAAUUUUGAUUUGCGUCAAGUGUUCAAAUUUUGGUAACGGCCCACCUCAAAAAAUUAAAGCUUAGAAGAGAGAAGAGGCAAGAGAUUGCACGCGGCACCAAGUUCCAUAUCAUUUUCUAAAAAUACCGAAUGGAACGGCUUUACACAUUUUACCCAACUAACAGAAAUCAGUCGCCGCAGGCCGAUCAAACUGUGUGAGAGUGAAAUUUUGAAGAGAAAAAUUGGAAAAAAACAACCCUCGAAAUGGGAGACGUGGACGCCUAUCAAAACUUCACCGUGACCAAGAAGACCAAAAAGGUCAAAAAGACCACUAAGACCAGCGGCGAUGGCAGAGAGGUCACCAUCACCGAAGUCGAAAGGACCAACGGCAACCAGGGUGGUGAAUACACCAAAGCGAUGAACAAAGACUGGCACGGUCAACAUUUUUGCUGCUGGCAGUGCGAUGAGAGCCUCACUGGUCAACGUUACGUCUUGAGAGACGAGCACCCUUACUGCGUGUCCUGCUACGAAUCGGCCUUUGCCAACGCUUGCGAAAAAUGCAGCAGGAUCAUUGGAAUUGACUCCAAGGAUUUGUCUUACAAAGACAAGCAUUGGCACGAGGCGUGUUUCCUCUGCACCACCUGCGGUGAUUCCUUGGUCGACAAGCAAUUUGGAUCCAAAGGUGACAGGAUCUAUUGCGGACGUUGCUACGAUGAACAAUUCGCUUCCAAAUGCGAUGGAUGCCACGAGAUCUUCAGAGCCGGAACCAAAAAGAUGGAAUACAAAACCAGGCAAUGGCACGAGAAAUGUUUCUGCUGUUGUGUUUGCAAGGUACCGAUCGGAACCCAAAGCUUCAUUCCGCGCGAACAAGAAAUCUACUGCGCUACCUGUUACGAGGAGAAGUUCGCUACCCGUUGCAUCAAGUGUAACAAGGUUAUUACAAGCGGCGGCGUAACCUACAAGAACGAGCCGUGGCACAGGGAGUGCUUCACUUGCACACACUGCACCAAGAGCUUGGCCGGCGAGCGUUUCACUAGCAGGGACGAGAAACCCUACUGCGCUGAAUGCUUCGGCGAGUUGUUCGCCAAGAGGUGCUUCGCCUGCAACAAUCCUAUCACCGGCAUCGGCGGUACCAAAUUCAUUUCGUUCGAAGACAGGCACUGGCACAACGAUUGCUUUCACUGCGCAACUUGCAAGAUCAGCUUGGUUGGCCGUGGUUUCAUUACCGACCAGGAUGACAUCAUCUGUCCCGACUGCGCCAAGCAGAAGUUGAUGUAAUUAAGUCUUAUAUUAUUAAAUUUUAACAAAUGAAUAAUAUACUUAGAUACACACAGUCUUCAUUUGUUGAUGCAACCACUAUAGUUCGAAGUUUAAAGAGAGGAUUUAUUAUUAUUAUUAUUAUUAUUAACAACGUAACUGAUAAACAAAUCGUCCACACGUUCUCUCUUUAGAUGUGCCGAUUUUUAUUUACUUAACCAAAUGGAUACUGUAAUUAUUUUGAUAGAACUUAACAGUAUAAAUUAUUUUUUUAAUGUAAACACUAUACACUUUUAUAUAAACACUUAACACACAACACACACCCACACAGAACACACUUAAAAAAAUGUAGAAAAUUAAAAAAAAAUCGUUAUUUUUUAAACCAUUAUAGCUUAACUAUUUUUAUUUUAUAAAGAUGUUUAACUAUGAUAUGUUUUAGAAUAGUUAUGCUUAUUUAUUUAAAUAAAUUAUUGACAAUAUUUAAGGUUUAUUUAGGAUUUUAAACUUUAGAAAUACUAAACACAAGUACGCUGUAAAUUCUAAAAUAUAUACCAGUUGCCUUAUAUUUGUAAUAUCAUAUACAUAACAUGUAUAUCUUAAUAUAGUUAGUGGUAAUAAAUUUGGAUUUUCUCAGAUACUUAAUUGACAAUAUAUUUUUUAAACUAUUCUCCUCUUAUCAAUGAUUUCUAUAAAACGCCAUAUCACAUUUUGAAACGUAUGGAAAGAGAAUGAGUUUUGCUUUUUUUAUGUAUAUUGUUGCUAUUUGUUGUAGAUAAUGUAUAUUUAUUGUAUACAGCUUCAUAGCAUUUAUGAAAAAUGAGCAAUUUGGUGCUAAUUCAUUAGAGUAGUUUUUAUUAGUUAUAUUUUAUUAUUAUUAUAAUAUUUUCAUAUGUAAAGCUUCUAUGUUUAUUAACAAAAUUGUUAUUAAUACUUGUUUAAGAUUUUAACUUUUAAUGGAGAUCAUUGUAAUUUUUCUAGGAUUGUUACAAACUGUUAUGCUUUUUAAAAUGAUAUACAGGGCUUUGCUUUAGGGACAUUGUUAUAUUUUAUUCCUUAAUAAAAUUUUAAAAACACCAA
Molecule: messenger RNA, 2398 nt
Organism: Brassicogethes aeneus
Lineage: Eukaryota; Metazoa; Arthropoda; Insecta; Coleoptera; Nitidulidae
Source: the annotation of a GenBank genome assembly